AUGUCAUUCGCUCAGAAGAAUAUUUUUGAACUAUUUCGGAAGGCCGGGGAAAAGGUAGAGGUUCGAGGAGUCGCCCCAACUCAGAUUGUCCACGCCGGAAAUAAGACACAAGAGGAUAAAGAGCGCAACAUCACUAUGUUUAUUGAGAAGCCUAAACAAAGACGACUUGAUCGAUGGCUUGACAAGGUGGUCCAAAUCUCUGGCUCACAAUUUGUGUUCUUGUCUAUACUAACAGCUCUUUUAACCUGGGCCUUGCUCGGUAUCAAAUUUGGGAGGAAUAAGACAUGGCAGAUCCUCAUAUCAGAUGCUCAGGCAAUUAUCUGCUACAUUUUCGAUUCGUUUCUAGUCCGCCAGCAGCUGAACGCUUACGACGAAGACAUGGCAGUUGCUACGCAGAUGCAGUCACGGUCGAUCAGCAAUCUGCGAAUGCUGUCGAAGCUGAAAGAUCAAUCUUCUCAGGAACAGCAAGCUAAACUGGUUGCCCGUCUCGAUCGAGAAUUUUACGUUAAUGACAGUAUUGCAAGCCAGUUGCCAUCUGAGGGUCGGUUGGGACGCUUGGUGACCUUCGUCGCCUUAACCAUAGGUCACAUGGUCACGAUCUUCUUAUUUUGGGUUGGGGUAUUUAUCUGGCUCGGCAUCGGCCAUCUCUUCGACUACAGCGAUACAUGGCAGCUUUACAUGAACUCUGCAUCAUCCGCGCUGAUGGUCUUUACAUUUAUAUUCAUCGCCAACAUUGGUGAACGCCACAGCGUCUACACUAAGAAAUGCCUCGAUUCUCUCUUCCAAGCAGACUCAUCGCUUGAACUACGACUCCGAUCCUUAACCCACGACGUUCGAAGCAACAUUGAGGUGGUGAUUCCUGCUCCGAAGGUCGGCAAGAUUCAGCGUGCCAUCUUCUAUUAUACUGAUUUUGUCGGUACCCUGGUGGGGAUUGCAAUCCUCUUUACGGUGUUCGCUGCUUGGGUGGCAGCCGGCCCGGCUUUAAAAUUUAGCUCAAACUGGUGGCUGUUUAUUGGAACUUAUGCGGGUUUGAUCGGCAUGUUCGACGGAUUUGUGCUGCGGAAUAUGCAGUCUCGCCUGAGAUCGUAUACAGACGCCGCAAUGCAAGUCGUGGACCGGAGAGACCGGCUUCUUUUUGAAACCAUCGGUCUACCAUUUCCCGUCACGGGUCCAGAAGAGAAGAUCCCCGUGACUCGCCGAGUCUCCCAGACAUUGGACCGAAUCACUUCGCACCAAUUUACCGUCGUCGCCGGCUUUCUGACCGUGGUAGGUCUCGUUGCAGGCGCGAGUGCGAUGAACUGGAGUCUAACGGGUCAACUCCUCUGUAACGUUCCACCGAGUAUCAUCGAAUCUUUCCUGAUGAUAGUCUUGGUCACCGGCCACAAUUCGAUUGAAGAAAAGAAGCGAAGUGAGCUUCUCAUACUCUAUGAGAGGCGUUUGCGACUCUCGGGCUAUGUCGAAAUGAUCGAAGGGCUGCAGAAUGAGUCCACACUCGGCUCUCAAGAUAAAGAAACUGUUGUUUACACGACUUCGACCCCAAUCGUGUCUGAAUGA
This is a messenger RNA of Cladophialophora psammophila CBS 110553, 1554 nucleotides long. RefSeq lists its product as uncharacterized. The transcript has a single exon. Gene Ontology annotation, biological process: transmembrane transport. NCBI's taxonomy places the organism in Eukaryota, Fungi, Ascomycota, Eurotiomycetes, Chaetothyriales, Herpotrichiellaceae. The record is from RefSeq and is a predicted model, not a curated record. The coding region runs from base 1 to 1554 and encodes 517 amino acids.